Molecule: messenger RNA, 2116 nt
Organism: Amborella trichopoda
Lineage: Eukaryota; Viridiplantae; Streptophyta; Magnoliopsida; Amborellales; Amborellaceae
Biological process (GO): regulation of translation
Molecular function (GO): mRNA binding
Source: RefSeq, a predicted model, not a curated record
GCUCCAAAUAUAAGCAACCUUCGCGGUUUCAUCUCAUCAAUUUGCAGAGGGAGAGAGAUCGCUCCUGUUUAUGGUAGUGCAUUGUUAGGGAUCGUGAACACCUUAACUAAUCAAGUCCGAGCUGGAUUCCUAAAGAAGCAGGAGGCACAAUGUGUCAAGGGAAUAAGAAGCUUGUGAUCCUGGGUAUUCCUUGGGAAGUAGAUGAUGAAGGUCUACGGCAAUACAUGAAGCAAUUUGGUGAAUUGGUUGAUGUCAUGGUGAUGAAAGAUCGUAUAACGGGGCGGUCACGUGGUUUUGGAUAUGUCACAUUCUCAUCUCCAGAAGAUGCACAAAAAGCUUUGGCGGUAGAGCAUUCUUUGAAUGGGAGGACCCUCGAAAUCAAAGUGGCAACCCCAAAGGAGGAAAUGGUGCCAUCAGGAAGAAAAAGUACUCGCAUUUUUGUAGCCAGAAUACCUCCAAGUGUGACAGAUGAGACAUUUCACAGUUAUUUCGCGAAAUAUGGUCUAAUAAAAGAUUCCUACAUGCCAAAGGAUCCAUUGUCAAGGCAGCAUAGAGGAAUUGGAUUUGUUACUUUCGAGAAUCCAGAGUCAGUUGAUAAACUUAUGUCAGAAACUCAUGAACUCGAAGGCUCCACCAUAGCUGUUGACCGAGCAACUCCGAAGGAUGACACUAGAGCAUAUCGAAUGUCAAAUCAUCAUCUAAGGACACCCCAUUUUCUUGCAAUGCCACAAAUGGGUGGAUAUACUCCUGUUGUUAAAGAUUUAGCAGCAUUAGGGCCCAUCCAUCAACCGAACCAGAUAGUUCUACCUAGCACGUUUCCAGCCCAAGAAGUCCCCUUAACAGGGCAGAUUAUAGUUGCAGGUGAUACCAGUUCAUCAGGACUAGGUAAUGGACAGGUUACUGUCCAGGUUCCUCGACAAGUGGAAAAGAAAAUGUUUGUUGGUCGCAUUCCUAUGGAAACGACACCUGAAGAUCUGCAGGCAUACUUCAGCCAGUUUGGUUAUGUUACAGAUGUGUAUCUCCCAAAGGACGCAAAGAAGAUAUCUCACAGGGGAUUUGGCUUCGUCACAUUUGCAGAUGAAGCGGCAGCUGCACGUGUAACCCGUACGAGACACUUUAUUCAUGGCCGUGAGAUUGCCAUUGAAUCUGCAACUCCUUCAGAUCGAGUCCCUUCAUCGCUGGGGAAUGACAGUGACCUGCCUUCUGAGAUGGUUGGUGUUGCAACUGAAAAUGGUUCAGUGGCUCACUCUGCUCCACCUGCUAAAUGGGGAAAGAAGCUUUUUGUCGGGCGCAUCCCUAUCGAAGCAAAUGCUGUGGAUGUACGGGUGCACUUCAGUCAAUAUGGACCUGUCUUAGAUGUGUAUUUGCCCAAGGAUGACAAAAAAUUGUCACAUAGAGGAUUUGGUUUUGUCACAUUUGCUGAUGAAACUUCAGCUGAAUAUGCUUGUCAAAGAGAACAUAGAAUUUUAGGUCAAAAGAUUGUACUGGACCGAGCUGCCCCUAUAGAGGAUACACAAACGGGCAUGCACCCAUCUUCGUCUGUUGCAGUGGAACAGCCAUCGGAUGGGUCAGCUCAAACAAUUGUCGUAGAUGAUCGCUUCAAAAGUUUCGCUAAUCAAGACGCCUACAACAUGAUGUUCCAACAGUUGAGAGGUGGUGUGGAUAUGGACCCUUCGCGUGGUGCUCAAGUGAGCCGCGACCCUAGAAGAGCAGCCCGAUACCGGCCGUACUAAGGUGGAAUUUCUACUUCUCUUUGGGACAUGUACAUUGCUCGAUUCCUGUAAAAUGAAGAGCUGGCUCAUCAGAUAGUGUACCAUUAGUGUUUGAAGGCUUAAACAAAGUAAGUCUUUUUCAUCAAUAUUUGGAUCUGCAUCACAUCUGCGUAGUGAAUUUUCUAUUGUUAUUCUUGAAAAGUUGGUAUUUUUCUUUUUGACUGUAGUAAAGAAACUAAAUUAGAAGAUGGAAUUUUCUGGACCUCAAGAGUGUUCUUGAACGCAUGUUUAUCAGGUAUGAUAGACUAGAGCUGGUUCCAUGUACAUUGCCUAUGGGCUUUGUUUCAGUAAAAAAUGUUCUUUUGUUUGUUAAUUUUAUUUGGUUCUCUUACAUUGUCAAAAAA